GUUGGAUGUCGGGAUCCUCGGUGGGCGAGCCACAACAGGACGAGGCCAGGGCACCUGUCGGCAGCAAGCCGUCACGUCGUAUUAUUCGGACCCUUUAGAGCACGCGUGACAUUUGCAGAUCAUGCGCUUUAUCAUCGAGAGUGGAAUGACGUUCAACUCCGUGAAGCUUGAAAGCUUCAAACGCAUGUUCACAAUGAUUAUCCCCCCUGUGGUUCAAGGGGCACCCACGCCCAGACUGCCCACGUACCACAUGGUGCGCACGACCCUUUUGGACGAGAUGGAUGCAAAGGUCCAAAAGUGUGUUCGCCCACUCCUUGACACGAUGACGGAGAGUGGUUGCACAAUCAUGACCGAUGGUUGGACUAACAUCCGGGGUCAAACAUUGUGCAACUACCUUGUCGGGACAAAUUUGGGUGCAGCGUAUGUGGCCACCGGCGUCAUGCAUGACAAGAAGGACGCCACUGCCCUCGCGACCACGUGGUCGAAGAGGGUGAAGUCCAUGAACGUGAAGUUGAGCGACAUCACAGCAUUUGUGACGGACUCCACUGGGGUAAACGUCGCGGCGAUGGAGGUUUUCCGGAAAGACGAGAGUGUCAAACACAUCUUUUGGAUUCCCUGCGUCCCCCAUGUGAUGGACCUCAUUCUCGAGGACAUCAGCAGGAUUCAUUGGGUGGCCACCCGCAUCGUGCAUGCGAGGUUGGCGACGAGGUUCUUCAAGCGUCGUGGCCACGCGCGAGAGGAUUUGGAGGUCUUCUCGAAGGAGACCUUUCUGCUUCCGGCUAAGACUUGUGACGACGACAGAGACGAUAGAGGUGACGGCGGAGGUGGCGGUGACGGGGGAGGGGGAGGCGACGGCAAAGGUCACGACGGAGGUGGCGGCGACGAGGGAGGUGAUAGCGGACGCGGGCACAAUGACAGAUGUGCCGGCGGAGGCGGCGGCAGCAGCAUCGAUGGAUGUCAUGGAGGAGGCAGCGAAGACGACAUAGGUGAUGGCGGUGGGGGGGACGACGAGGGAGCUCAUGGCAGAGCUGGUAGUGAGGACGCUCACGACAGAGUUGAGGAGUGUGUGGACGACGGUCGUGUAUGUGGUCGUGGCUUCGUCUUGAAGCAGUUGAGACGCGGGGCCAGACGGGAUAAUAGCAUAGACUCUCGUGUGUGCAGACGUCGUCUUCAGACUCUUCACGAUGCGACCGUCACAGAGGCACGCGUCAUGCAACACGAGCAGGUUGUCGUGUCUAAGGACUCCCAAUGCAACAUGCCGAACGAGGACUUCAUUCGUGGUGAUGCUAACAUGAGGGGCGUGGAGCGUCAGCCCAGUUUCAUUGAGGCGCUGACCACGUAUGUAGUCGCGGUGAUGUCAGCGCCGGAGGAGAGUGGAGCAGGGUUGACUCGUCUCGAGUCACCGGUGGCAUCGCCUUUUCCCCCCACCUGCGAGUUACUUGCCAUAGAGUCGGUCUUGGAUGGUCUGCCUGACGUAUCGGCUUUGAUAUCUCCCACUUUGGCAUUUGUGGCACCACCAGAGACUGCUCGGGCGGAUGACACGGAUGAAGUGUCUAGAGGAUUCGACAAGUUCACCGACGACACGAUACUGCAUCCCGAAGUCUCCGGCACUCCCGCCGUUUUUCAUGUGGGAGCACCGCACGCGCUGGACCAGGGUUUGGCGGAGCAGGUGGCACGGAACCGUCGUGGCGGCAUGCGCGUCGUGGCGCAACGCAAUGGUGGCGUGCCUGGCGUCAGCACUGGUAGGGACCACAAGCACAGAGGGUCAUCGGUUGUACAGCCUGGCGCUGACGGGCCCAUCGCACGUGGUGUCGGAGGCGGGCAUGCAGGUCACGCUCGACCGCAUGUCAUGGCGAUGCGUUCAGCACCCCCGCACCCCCAUGGCGUAGACCCUGCCACCCAGGGUUUGUCUGUGAGCACCUCAUUGUUGACGGUGUCGUUCUAUGACGACAUGACUAGGAACCGGAGGGCAGGCGACGAGGAACAUGCGUUAGCAUGUGGACCGACAGAUGUGCCUGCGGGGAUGCGAUCCAUAGGUCGCGUCGAUGGUGAUUGUCACGACUCCAUGAGAGCAUACAAGGAGCGACAUGGGAGGCCUUUGCGGACCAAGACAACGAAUGUCCACGACACCAAGACGGGCAGUCAAUCGAAGGCCGUACAACACUUCACAAUAAAGAACAACUGCGCUAAAGUCACCGCGGAGCAGCUCGUGGAGAUCUGGAACAAGACAAACUACCCGUUCGAUCAGAGCCACCAUCGGAAGAUCAUCGACUUCCUUAGGUCUCGUGGGUUUCGAGACAAUAGAAAUGGUUCAGGGAGGGAGCAGGCGGGGGAGGAGUCUGACGACAGUGAGAAGGAGAGGAGGGCGGCCGAGGGGGGAGGUGAUGAGAGUGCCAGUGAUUCACAGGUCAUGUACGUGCGGCGUGAGGCGGAGCGCGCCAGGGGAAAGAUGAGGGGGGAGAAGGCCUUUGCCGAGGACAGCACCCCAAACGAGCACGACGACGACGACGAUGACGACGACGAUCAGGGUGCAGACCUUGGGGCGUCUCUUGAUGGGGGUCUGAUGGCCGCUGGCCGUCGAGGCCAAGAGGGGGCUGCUAAAGCGAUGAAGGACGCCACUUCCAUGACAGAGACCUUCGAUCUGGCGUGGCAACGAGAUUUUACGAACGAGUUCCUACAGUGGUGGUACGUGAGUGGGAUUCCAUUCGAGGCGGCGAGGAGGCCGGAGUACCAGCGAGUGAGGAAGCGGUUGCUCAAAUGUCCGCCGUGUACACAUCCUGUGUUGCCCACGCACCGUCUCAUUUCCGGCGACGGUAUUCCACAGCAGCAGCGAGCUGUGGCGGAGAUGGUGGCGCCCGUCCGCGAGGACAUUGCGGCGACGGGAGCGACCAUCCUCACGGAUGGUCGCAAGUCCAUCACUAGCGACCAGAUCGUCAACUUACUUGUCGCUGGGCCCACGGGAGCCUACCUUUUCAGGACUGUGCAGCGCGAUGGUGUUGUCCAGGAGACAGCCAAGGUGGUGGUGGAGAGAUGGAAGGACGUGUUCGACAACUUCGGUGUCAAAAACGUUAACGUCAUUUGCACGGAUUCUGCGUCCGCGUAUGUGGCUGCAUCCAAGCUCCUUGCGAAGGAGGAGGUCAAGUACGAGGGGGGGCGCGUGAUGACUCGCAUGUGGUCGUGGGCACUUGCCAUGGUCGACAGGGCGGCGAGGGCAAGACUGAACAGGACGUCGAGGGAGGAGCUCAACAUCGUUGUUCAGGCUUGUGAGGCGCGGGCCGAUCAUAUGUUGGAGCCCGCACAUUGCAUCGCCCACCUCCUCAACCCUCGCCACAGGAGCAUUACGUAUUUUGGAGCGGCGAGGCACAGCGAGCAUGACAAGACACUCGCGGAGGAGUCACUUCGAUACCUUCGCCAGCAGACUGGGGGAGAUGAGGACUUGUAUCAGACGGUGUGCACGCAGUUGGCUGAGUUUCUUAGCCGGGAGGGCGAUUGGACGUACGGAGGGGUUGAGGGUGACAGGGACGCGGCCUCCUGCAGAGGGGAGAAGGAGACGUCGCAGGUGGGGCAGUGGUGGGUUCAGCACGGGGACGGGGUCCCUCUCCUUCAGACUUACGCCAUUCGCCUGACACACACGUGGAUGUGCGCCUCUCCAGCGGAGAGGAACUGGGUCGUCCAUGAGCGUGUUCAGGUGAAGAAGCGUAACCAGCUUGGUUUUAUCAAGCUGGCUCGUUUGGUGGAGAUAUCCAUCAACUUGAGAUUGAGUCGUUGUCACGGGAGGGGUUCAGGGUACAUUCUUCCAUGGGAGGACGAUGAGGAGGAGACAGAGGACAACAUUCCUCUGCCUCGUGACGAGGGUGUUCGACCAGCUGACCGAGUCACAGAGGUGCAGCGCGGGCGGAAGGAUCGCCUUUCCAGGGCUCCGCCCAGCGUCGAGACAUAUUUCGGUCGUCGCGCCACGGUGCUCAUGCUGACUGAGUUGGACGCCGUGUACGAUCCCGAGCCGGAUCCUAUGGCUCAGGACCUGAUGGAGGCGGAGCCGUGGUCCGAUCCAGACGACCUGGCAGUGGAGUCUGAGCCCGAAGAUUCUGAUGAUGGUGGCGACGAUGAUCCUAGCGCCGAGAUGUUGCGUCCUCGUGCUUCCACUGCAUCCGCUGUGCAUCCUCCUCCUCCCCCUCCACCCCCGCCCCCGAGUGCGCGUCCUUCCACUGCAUUCGCUGCGCAGCAUCCUCCUCCCCCUACACCCCCGCCCCCGAGUGUGCGUCCUUCCACUGCAGCCACUGCGCAGCAUCCCCCUCCACCUCCGCCUCCGCCUUCGAGUGGUCGUGCUCCCACUAGAGCCGAUGCGCAACAUCCCCCUCUACCUACAGAUCGUUCAGGACAUGGUGAGCAGGGGACUCGCGACAUUGUUGACGAGCGAGACGACGACGACGACGAUGAUAGAGAGGGGUACGAGGGCAGUAGUGAGGACGAGGAUGAUCCCGCGUAUUCCCCGAGACGCGGACGUGGUGACGACGACGACGACGACGACGACGAGGGCGGCGAUGGUACAAAGGCUGCAGGUGGUUUGCGGAGGUCGGGUCGACAUCAGUUCGCAACGGCGUCUGAGGAGGUCGCAGGGGGCUUUGCAGAGGUUGCUCGUGAGGCUGCGCAGGUUGGGAGGGCUUCUGCGCAGUUGGGUGUCUGUUUCAGUGGUAUUCUUGAUGUUUCGUUGGGGCAUCCUCCGACACCGGCAGGUGAGCGUGGCAGUGGUGACGCAGCGGCUACGCCCGUCAGUCAGAUACUCCAGGAUGUACUUUCAUUCAGCAUGGGUGACAUCAGUAGCAGCAUGUUGCAGGAGGCAGCAGCGGGGACAUAUUGUUCGUUGGGGCAGGAGGAGUGUGCAACAGGGGACGGUGGGGAUUGUCGACCUGAGCAGGAGCGAGCGCCAGAGUCGGAGCAGGACAGGAUCGACCGCGAUGAGAGGGAGAGGGCGCACGACUUGGCUAGCCGUUGCGAGCUGGCACAGAGUAUUGCGUCGAGGGCAUGGGCAGAGCGGAUGCGCGAGACGGGCGGUAGUGAGGGUCAUCAUGUGACGGACGAUGCAGUGCUUGAGUCCAUGACGGCGGAGGAGUUGGAGUGGCAGCUACGAGAGGACCCAUUGCAGGAAGAUCGGCGCGAACGGAUGGACGAGGCGUCGAGGAGGUUCAUGGCAGAGCGCCCAGCUUACGUGCCCUGCAGCCCGUCACUACCAUCGUCCACCACUGGUGCCACUACCUCCGUACAUGCUGAGGGUCCAGUCACGGGAUGGAUUACAUUACCGGCACCUGCAGAGUCUCCUUCUCCCAAAUCACGGAAGAAGAAGAUGAGAGCAGGUAAGAGUCUCAGUACUGUGAGAAGGGUGACGCAUGCGAUGCGGGAGACUCAGCCCGGGCUGGCCGGUUUACAUCCGCGGACUCGGGAGGCAUUGGCCCUGGACGUUGUCGCGGAGACAGUAGGUUGGCGGGAGAGGGGCUCCAGCCGGGCGACGGAGCAGCCCAUCACAGCACCUGCUGAGGCGGAGAUGCCAUGUACUGGGGGGCGCACAACAGGUAGGGGGGAGGAGGCGGAGCACAGCGGCCCCCCCGGGAGGAGCAUGGCCGGACGUAUAUUGGGGGAGGAUGUGAGGACGGUGCCUGCGCAGCGACCGUCACAGGCAGGAGUCGUUUUGGAGUCCGGUACCGAUGAUUUGGAGAUACCUCGUGGCCAGCGGAGGAGGGCUUCCGUGUACGACCUUCUUCGAGCACAGCACGGGGUUGACGCGGCGCCACAGGGGGGGGUUCAUCCUCCGGAUACUGCGCACGGGCCGGUUGGCGGCACAGGUGGCGGCGACGAUGUCAGAGGUGCGGUGCCGCAGAGGAGGAGGAAGAACAUUGUGGACGACGAUGAUGUUUAGUCCCACCAUUAGUCCUCUUUCAUCCUGUAUUUCUUAUUAGUGUAUAUUAUACUUAGUGCUUCGGAUGACGUCAUGUGUUCAUAGGUGUAGUGUUUAUUAGAUUUGUAUCUGUACGGAUGGUUAGACUACUGCACAGUUGUCCAUAUACAGGUGCAGUAGGUGCAGAUUGUUGUUUCUUUUUCGUUUUAUUUUUGCAUCGAUGUUUCAGAGGAUUGCACUCUAUAUUCAUACAUGGGCGCAACAUCUGCAGCGCUUGCAUUGUUUUUGUUUUCCUUCUACUUUGUUAUCGAUGUUUCAGACGAUUGCACAUUGUAUUCGCACAUUAUUUGAUUGAGUUCAAUCUUCAUGUUUCAUUUAUUGUUGUGUAUGUAUGGUGCAGUUGUUUCGUGUUGUUGUUAUGUUGCCCUGUAAUGUUGUACUUUCUAAAUUUCAGCAACGAUUGUCACUCGCACAUGAUCUUCAAUGAAUCAAUGCUUUUGAA
Chara braunii is the source of this 6392-nucleotide messenger RNA. NCBI's taxonomy places the organism in Eukaryota, Viridiplantae, Streptophyta, Charophyceae, Charales, Characeae. The record is from the annotation of a GenBank genome assembly.